AUGCGUCAAGGUCAAGUAUCCCCCAAGAUCGUAGUGGCAGUAGACAGAGAUAAGAGCAGCCACAGUGCCUUCAAAUGGGCUCUGGACAACGUUGUCACUGCAGGGCAAACCCUCACCCUCCUCCAUGUCAACAACAAGAGCUCGACCAAUUAUGUUGCUAGCAUCACAAGGGACAUCAUCAAUCCCUUUAGAUGUUUCUGUACGCGAAAGAAUGUGGGAUGCAAGGAUGUCAUAGUUGAAGGCAUCGAUGUUGCUAAAGCGAUCAUAGAGUUUGUCACAGUUGCAGCAGUAGAGAAGUUGGUGAUUGGUGCAUCACCAAAAGGCGGAUUCAUCAGAUCAUUCAAAAGUAUAGACCUCAGCACCACCAUCUACAAAGGGGUGCCUGAUUUUUGCACUAUCUAUGUCAUCUCGAAGGGGAAGAUCUCCUCCACGAGGAAUGCCACUCGACAUCAGUCGGCUGUCUCUCCUCUUCGUGCUCAAAUAGAGGCUCCACCAACAGUAAUGCAUGAUCCACCAAGCCAGAGCAUCAAGAACGCCAUGAAAGGUACAAGUGCGGCCUCAGUUAGCCCAUGGAAUAUGCAAAAAGAGAAUGAGUUAAUCGGGUCGCCUUUCAAUAGAGGAGGGACACAAGGUUCAACCCAAAGAUCAUAUGGAGAGAUAUUUGUAGAGAGUGAUAUAUCAUUUGUGAGCAAUGACAGGCCAAGCACUAGUGGAUACCCUCCAAGAUCUUCUAACUUGUCGGAUAGUUACGAAUACAGUUUCGAAUCAUCGCGCAAGUCUACGGGUGCAUUCUCUGCAGGAAAUGAAUCCUCUUACCUAUCUCAUGCAAGCUCAUCAUCUCAAUCUAUGGAUGAUGUCGAAGGAGAGAUACGAAGGUUGAGGUUAGAACUCCAGCAAACAAUGGACAUGUACAGCACAGCCUGCAAAGAGGCACUUACAGCCAAACAGAAGGUAGUAUUUUUCAUAUACAGAUUUCCCCCCAAAGUCGAUCUUGUUUACAAACAUGGUACUGUUCUAGGCCAUGGAACUUUGGAAGAAGCAUCCCUCAAGACAACCAAAAUGACGGCAAAGAAGUUCAGUGCAGAGAUCCAGUCAGACAACGAGACAGAGGAGAAGAAGGGUUUUAACGAUUUAUCACAAACAGAUCUCAGGUACAGAAGGUACACGAUAGAGGAGAUAGAAGAAGCCACUGAACACUUCGCGGAGAAUAGGAAAAUCGGCGAAGGCGGCUAUGGUCCUGUUUACAAAUGCUAUCUGGAUCAUACCCCUGUUGCUAUCAAGGUACUGCGUCCAGAUGCUACACACGGAAGGUCACAGUUUCAGCAAGAGGUUGAAAUCCUAUGUUGUAUUCGACAUCCAAACAUGGUGCUACUGCUUGGGGCUUGUCCAGAAUAUGGUUGCCUUGUAUACGAACACAUGGCGCUUGGGAGCUUGGAAGAUCGUCUGUUCAAGCGAGGGAACACGCCGCCUAUUCCAUGGCAGCAUAGGUUUCGAAUCGCUGCAGAGAUCGGCACUAGUCUUCUCUUUCUGCACCAAACCAAGCCUGAGCCACUGGUUCACAGAGACCUUAAGCCUGCGAACAUCCUCCUCGACAGGAACUACGUGAGCAAGAUCAGUGAUGUGGGGCUUGCUCGGCUAGUUCCUCCGUCCGUAGCAAACAACGUGACCCAAUACCGAAUGACGGCUACGGCGGGCACGUUCUGUUAUAUAGACCCGGAGUAUCAGCAGACCGGCAUGCUCGGUACGAAAUCUGACGUCUACUCACUCGGAAUCCUGCUGCUGCAGUUGAUAACUGCCAAGCCGCCCAUGGGGCUGACGCACUUCGUGGGCCAUGCGAUCGAUAAGGGAACGUUCCCUGAAAUGUUAGACCAAUCAGUGACUGAUUGGCCGGUUGAGGAAGCUUUGAGCUUGGCCAAGAUAGCGAUAAAGUGCGCUGAGCUGAGGAAGAAGGACAGGCCGGACCUUGCGACGGUCAUACUGCCAGAGCUCAACAGACUCAGAGAACUCGGAGAGGAGAACUUGCAUCCUUAGAUGAAUAUUAUUUCUCUAUAUAUAUAUAGACAUGAAAAUAUAUAGAUGCUUGAGUAAUAGUUUCAACCAUUGUAAUUAUAUGGAUCAUGUCCCCAUCUUCUUUCUGUCUUUCUUCACCAUUAGUUAGUUGUUUCUUCUGUCUUAUAAAGUUAGGGUUCCUCUAAAUCAAACUGAGUGAUGCAGACCUAGGGAUGUAAACGAGUUAUUCGGAGCUCAGUUCGAUAGAAAGCUCGUUCGAUAGUUCAUUCGUCUAUCUUAUCGAGCCGAGUUCGAUUUCGAGCUCGACAGUUUUAUCGAGCUUAGCUCAAGCUUAAGGAUAUUCGGCUCGUGAGCUCGUGAACAUGU
Zingiber officinale is the source of this 2376-nucleotide messenger RNA. RefSeq names its product U-box domain-containing protein 52-like. Gene Ontology annotation, molecular function: protein kinase activity; ATP binding. The record is from RefSeq and is a predicted model, not a curated record. The coding region runs from base 1 to 2031 and encodes 676 amino acids. NCBI's taxonomy places the organism in Eukaryota, Viridiplantae, Streptophyta, Magnoliopsida, Zingiberales, Zingiberaceae. The transcript is spliced from 9 exons. Gene Ontology annotation, biological process: protein phosphorylation.